Molecule: messenger RNA, 394 nt
Organism: Racocetra persica
Lineage: Eukaryota; Fungi; Glomeromycota; Glomeromycetes; Diversisporales; Gigasporaceae
Source: the annotation of a GenBank genome assembly
AAUCUAAAACCAAAGAGUUAGAAGAAAAGAUUGAAAAUGAUUUAAAAGAUGUUUACGAUAUGCAAAUCACAGAAGUUAUUAAUUCUAUUGAACCCAAAGCUUUAGAUUCUUUCAAAAUGUAUCAUAAAAGUACACCUCUUAUUGUUGGUCUUCAAGCAAUGGGAACAAAAGAAAAUGGUUAUUCAAUUUUAGUUUCUAUUGCUAAAGAAAAAGAAACAAUGGAAGGAGAUAUUCAAAAAGCGUCGAUGCUUACACAAUGGGAUGCAAUUAAUUUUUUGCUGAAUAAUAAAAUACUCAAAACAAAUAAAGCUUUUGAUUUACCGGCUAAUAAGGCAAUGCAAAGAAAUUGGAUUUCUUUUACUAAAAAAGAUGAUCCCAAUCAACCUUCACACAG